Messenger RNA from Spirodela intermedia, 2283 nucleotides. NCBI's taxonomy places the organism in Eukaryota, Viridiplantae, Streptophyta, Magnoliopsida, Alismatales, Araceae. The record is from the annotation of a GenBank genome assembly.
AUGCAGUCGCAGUAUGGGCUUCCCGAGAUCCAGCAGUUCAUGGCAGACGGUGGCUGCUCCCCCCUCUUCUCCAUCUCUACCGCCGACGUCCACCCCUCUUCCCAGCCGCAGAAGCCGCAGCACCACCACCAUUCCCACUCCCUCCACCACCAGCAGCAGCAACUCCACCACCACCAGCAUCUCCAUCUCCACCACCAUCACCACCCUCAGAUGCAACUCCGGCAGCCGCCACCGCUCCCGCCGCCUCCUUCGCUCCAUCACUUCCACACCGUUCCGAUGACUCAGCAGCUGUUCCACCAUGGCCAUCAAUUCCACCUCUUCCAGCAGGAACAGCAAAGGAGGAUACACCAGCAACUCGUGCAGCUGGGUCUUGACCACGACUCAGGCCCAGAGAACUCCACCUCGCCGACGAGGAUUAUCGCCGCCGCCUCGGGCGGGGGUGGUGCCGGCAUAUCUCCCUUUCUCAGCGGCGUUGAUUUCAAGCUUGGGGUCAACGACAGCAUCGGCGGCGGCGACAGCAGGGAGAGGCUCAACGAUGAGGAGGGCAUCCUCCAGGUUGACGACGGGGAGGAGAUCCACCACAUCCACCCGUGGACGACAAGAGAGGACUCCAACAUUAAAGAACCUUUCUGGUAGGCUUCAUUCCUCCUCUUGCUCUCUCUGAACAAACUUCAGAUGGAAGAUAGACCAGAUCCCCAAGGCGCUGAAAGUUCCCAUAUUUUCUCGGCGCCCCUUUCGGAAUGGCUUUCCAAUCUCCGACGCUAUGAUUGCAGCCAAAAAAUUGAAGAUUUUACUCGUGUCUUUCUUCCCAAUGAUGAUUCAAUCAAGGCUGGAGCCUGAUUCAGUGCACGCCAAAGUCGUUAAAAAUUCUGUUGUUGGAGCCUGAUUCCGGAGGAGUUUUUGACUAUUGGGUAGAUUUUGAUUGAAUUGAUCUGAGAAAACCUUGAGGUUUUUAACCGUGGGUACUUCCGCAGGAGGCCGCUGGAUAUUGACUAUAGCAAUAGGAACAGCAAGAGGUGCAAGGAGAAGCAGCCUGACGCCUCCAACAGCGCCAGUAAUUUCAAGCUCUUCAGCGAGUUAGAGGCCAUCUGCAAGCCCAUCAACAGCAGCGGAGACUGCGGCGGGGGCGGGAACCGCCCCAGCGUGAACAACAAUCAGCAGACUGGCUCAGGCUCAGUUCUCACCGGUGAGAAUCCACCGGCCAUUUCCACAACUCCGAGGGCUGACUAUGGCCACAACACGGAGACCGCAGACCAGGGCUCAGACUCAUCCACUGGAGAAGAGGCGGCGCAGAUCCAGAAACCCACCAAGAGCGACGGUGGCAAGAAAAGGAAACGGCGGCAGCACCAGCUGAGCUCCAUCGCAGCCUUCAUGGAAGGCCUAGUGAAAAAGCUGAUGGAGCACCAAGAAGGCCUCCACCGCAAGUUCCUGGAGAUCCUCGACAGGAGAGACCGGGAGAGGAUGGACCGGGAGGAGACGUGGAGACAGCAGGAGGCCGCCAAGGCCACGAGCGAGGCCAUGGCCAAGGCGCAAGACCAGGCGCUGGCCACCUCCCGGGAAGCCGCCAUCGUCUUCUUCUUGGAGAAGAUCACUGGAGAGAGCCUCAACCUGCCCACCAGAGAGCAGUUCCACUCGCCGCCUCAAGAGGAGACCUCUCAUAAGGAAGAGCCCAAGCAUGUCGACGGCACCAACCCGGCGAUCGUCAUCAACCCAAGCCGGUGGCCGAAGGCGGAAGUGCAGGCCUUGAUCCAGGUGAGGAGUAACCUAGAGUCGAGGUUCCAGGAGCCCGGUCUGAAGGGACCGCUCUGGGAGGAGGUGAGCUCCGCCAUGGCCGCCAUGGGCUAUCAGAGGAGUGCCAAACGGUGCAAGGAAAAGUGGGAGAAUAUAAACAAGUACUUCCGCAAGACGAAGGAUAGCAUCAAGAAGAGGUCUCACCACUCCAAGACCUGCCCCUACUUCCACCAACUGGACCAGCUCUACUCCAAAUCCCCCGCCAAGCCGCCCCCGCCGGUGGCCGCCGCUGCCGAUAGGGGGGACAUGUCGGAGCUCCUCCACACCGUCAUGGCGGCCAACGACGAGACCCACGAAGCGGACAGGUCUGCAAUAACUGGAAAAGGGGCCUUAAAGCUCCCAUGGAGAAAGCCGAAUAACUCGGAGGACAAUGACGACGACGACGACGACGACGACGACGACGACGACGGUGACGACGACGAAGGCGAAGAUGAGGGCGAGGAAGCAGACAGGGAGAGCCAAGGAGAAGGCAGCGGGGACCCGAGGUCAUGA